AUGGCAGGUGAUUAUGACAUCGCCCUCAUCUCCGAGCCAUACGUUGGCUCUGGAGAUCAGGUUAAAUCAGUGAUUGGAAUCGACACAUACCAGUUCUUCACGGGCAGCAGGAUUAAGGCUUGCAUCCUGGCAAAACCAGGAUGCGGGUCCAUCUUGGGAUUAUCUCAGUUUUCAACAUCCAACUUCUGCGUUAUCAAACUUACUACUGGAAAUCGCAAUAUUUAUAUUGCAUCUAUAUAUGUGGAACCAGGCAGGGACGAGCUAGCAACGCUCGAUAAAUUAGAUGUCUUUCUUAAAGACACAGGUGAUGUUCACAAGAUAGUGGGGGGUGAUCUCAAUGGGUGGCACCCAACUUGGGGAAGCGGGAAAACUAACUUACGGGGUAACGAAAUCAUAGAUAUUAUACAAAGCAAUGAUAUGUAUGUAUGUAACGUUGGCAACGUACCCACGUUUGAAACGGUCACCCACGGGCGAGAUCGCUCUUCAAUAAUCGAUCUCACAUUUGUUUCUGGCUCCAUCAUUGAUUACAUCUCGGAAUGGCGUGUUAAUUUGAAUAUCUGCCCAACUUCCCAGCAUAAUGCUAUAGACUACUGCAUUGAUUUCAACACAACCGACACAACACACACUCACCAGAAUUCCACUUUUUUAUACAAAUCAAACAAAGCCUGUUGGCCUAUUUUUAAGGACAAACUGCACACUCACAUGACACUCACAAACAUACUUGAACAGAACAUUUCUAUCUUGAACGUUGAUGAUCUGGAUCAGGUCAUCUCCGAGCUCACUAAUGUGAUCCACUCUGCAUGCCGGGCAAGCAUGCAUGUUAAAGGCCGGGGAACAAAGCCGAAGGCUCCUUGGUGGACGGAGGAAUUGGAGACCAUCAAGCGGGGAAGUGGUGGAUUUGCACCACCAGCUUCAUGCUGCUAA
This is a messenger RNA of Parnassius apollo (apollo), 924 nucleotides long. Lineage: Eukaryota; Metazoa; Arthropoda; Insecta; Lepidoptera; Papilionidae. The record is from the annotation of a GenBank genome assembly.